AUGACGGGCCCAGAUGCAGCUGAGCACCCCGGCGAUCCCUCCCGCCCUCUCAAGCGCUCCCGCUACUCGGCCAACGACCAGGAAGAGCUAGACCUGCUCGAUACCAUCGUCAAGCGCAUCAAGGUCGCGGUGCCGCCUACGCCCUACAUACUCUCUACUCCCUCGCUGGACCCGUAUCGCUAUCAUUCACAGCAACAAGCCAAUGCCUGGAUGAUAGGAAGGCUGUGGCGCCCGGACGAAGAGCACCUUCAGUACAGAACCUACCUCUACCGCGAGCCAUGCCAGGACUGCUUCGAGCUACAAGCCGGCCAAGACGAGGAGCCGGAGCCGGAGCCGCCACGGUCACAAACUGUAAACGGCCAGCCGACAAAGAAGAAGCCCAAUCUGUCAGCCUUCAAAGUCAAGCAGGUCAACGGCGCGGCUGCUUCUGGUGCAAAGUCCAGCUUGUCCAAUCGCGCGCCCACCAAAAAUACGUCAGAUCAGGUCAACUGCACUACCAAGUCCGAAAAGCUCGCUGCACCCACGCAAAAGGCCGAGCCCAGAUCGCCGAGAUCCUCCUCCAACGCUAUGCGCAACGAUCGCAAAGCGACGCGCGAGGCCCCUCAAGUCAGCUCGCGCCCCCGGGCUCCUUCCACUUCGCAGAAGAGCGACACUGCCAGCUACAAAAGCCACGUGGAAAAGUCCGACCCUUCAGACUCCACACCGCACGGCUUGCCUCCACUCCUAUCACCUGUUCGAGAACCCCUUGGCAAUCCAUACGGCCUCCCUACCAUUCUUUCGCCCACGCUACCCUCCAAUGUGCAAGCCGAAUUGGACAGGCUAGAGGUCCAACGGAAGCGCGCAGACUCGGACGUAUCUAUAUCGUCGUCGGAUAUCAAGAGUGCGCCCGUUGCUGUGCUGCCCGACUCAUCACAAAAGUCCAGCGCAUCUCUCAAGACUGAGAAUCGCGGACGAUCAUUAUCUGUAAACGGCAAAUCGCCAAACCCCGAACCAGUCAGUCCCUCACAACAAACACAUGCCAAUAUGAUUGUGAAACUGAAAUUCUCAAAGCCAAAGGCACAGGUUGUAAGCCAAAUUCUACGCCUGCCCCCGAAGCGCUCAAGUGCCGAGAAGAAAGAACGUACCGACACGCCAAAAUCUACAGUGACAGAUAGCCAGCCCAAGGUUACUGAUCCGCCUGUCAUCAAGAAGAAGCCAGCACCCAAGAUCACUGCUCGGCGGGCAGAGCCAACCACACCAGCAUCCACCUCUACUCCGACCACCAGUGCAAAGCCAACCCCGGCAAGUGCCAAGGUCGUGGAGAAACGACUGCGAACUGAGGAGGAUGGCUCCUUGGCGGUACCUCCCGCUAAGCGCCCACGGGCAAGCUCAACGAAUGAGCUUCCUGUCACUUCUGCACCGACCACGGCAUCUCCAGCGGCUUCAGCAAAACCCUCCAUACAGAAGAGCAAUCCACUCCACCCGACACCCAAGAAGGACAUCAGAUCCAUAAACAUGCUUCGCACUCAAUCUUCCGAAAGCAACGAAGCAACUCCAGGUCGUUCCGGUGCGACUCCCGCCGGCUCCAAAGCGGAGCUCAAGGCCGGACCCACAUCCGCACCCCUGAACAACAAGAAGCAAAUCGACAUUUCCUUGCUUGGACAGACGUCGGCGAAGCUGAACCAAACAGGUCGCGCUCUGAAGCACGAGGCAACCAAGAUAUUAAACACCGCCAGCAGCAAAAAGGACGAAAAGCGAGCUGCCGUUACCAACCUGGAGUGUAUCUUGGCAUACAUGGCCGCAUAUUUUGCUCAAGACCUAUCGCUAAACCUCCGCGGUCGUGCCGGUGAAGUUGAGCAGACAUGGAAGACCCUGCUACCGCUCUGUCUGUCGUAUUCCAGAUGCACAAGAGACUUUCAACAUCUCGACGGUCUCCGCUCCUACCUUAGCUCUGUCAUUGCCUCUGCAAUCUGCACUCACGUGUCACAACGAUUCAGCAGUUCUAAAUCUCACGACUCGCCACAGGAUAUCAACCACCCAGAAUCCGCUCGACAGCACAUUGAAAAUUUUGCCCUUCUCUCCGAUCACACAUUGAAGAUGAAUCGCCACUACCAAGAAGCAAGAAUCGCUCUGCCUUUUGAGGACUUGCAAAACAUCUACAAGAAGACAUAUGCAGGUCGAGAAGUUAACGCCAAAUUAGCACGUGAGCCGGAGAAAGUGAGCGGCGCCAAGAUGUCUGGUCCAUAUUUCCUCCCGCUCGGAAUAGAUACAACGCCCAUUCAAGCUGUCCGGUUUGGUCUGAAGUUCCUGCACGAGUAUUGCGAGAAGGAGAAGCUCGAGUACAGUCUCAGGGUCAAUCUUGAUAGACCAGAGUGA
This is a messenger RNA of Bipolaris oryzae ATCC 44560, 2355 nucleotides long. RefSeq lists its product as uncharacterized. Bases 1 to 2355 code for a protein of 784 amino acids. NCBI's taxonomy places the organism in Eukaryota, Fungi, Ascomycota, Dothideomycetes, Pleosporales, Pleosporaceae. The transcript has 3 exons. The record is from RefSeq and is a predicted model, not a curated record.